AUGACGGGAUACUUUACCAUCGCACACAAUGACGAGGUGUAUACCUCUAUACUCACAAAAUGCUCAACGAUUCCGGAGCGCGUCUACUGGAAAUGGUUUUUGCGUUUAAGUGAGAUACCUCGUCCGAGUUAUCAUUGCCUUCCAUUUUCGGAUUGGGUGCUUUCCCAAGCCAAGUCCCUCCAUUUAGAGGCUUGCAGAGACAAGUCUAAUAAUGUCUGUGUCCAUAUCCCAAGUUCAAAAGGAUAUGAAGCCGCGCCUGCUGUUAUUCUCCAAGCACAUAUGGAUAUGGUAGCAAGUGUUAUUGAAGGCAAAGACUUUGACUUUACUACAACACCGAUAACAGUGUUGUUCAAAGACAAAGUGCUAUGCGCGGAUGGGACGACUUUAGGGGCCGAUGAUGGUGCUGGAAUGGCGUCGUUAUUUUCUGUGAUGGAAUUGCACGACACUUUUCUUCAUCCCAAAGUCGAGUGUUUGUUCACGACUGAUGAAGAGCCGGGGUUAUUGGGUGCUAUUGAAUUAAAAGAGGGCGAGUUGUUUGAAUCGGCUAAAUACUUGAUUAACGUCGACUCAGAAGAUUGGGGCGAGUUAUGUGUGUCAUCUGCUGGAUGUGCACAACGUAACAUGACACAUCAAAUCACUCGAACGUGUGCUACUGGCGACUUAGUAGAGAUCAAAGUCGACAAUUUUGUUGGUGGGCAUUCAGGUGGAGAGAUCCAUAAACAGCGUGCAAGUGCUUUAAAAUGGUUAGUCGCGUUAGUGUUGCAGACGAAUGCAAUUCAGCAAGACAUCAAAUUGGUCCAAUUCAGUGCUGGACAUACAGACAAUGCCAUCCCCAUGAAAGGUGUGAUGAGUCUGAUACUUCCAAAUGGUGAAGAAUACAUGAAGAAAGCAAAGGAGUAUCACACCGCCCUCUGCACCUUAUAUAAAGGCGCAGAGAACGAAGAAGGUCCCAAACUCGACAUUAAAGUAACACAGAAUGUGACAAUGAAUGCACUGACUCUUACAGACUCCGUGAACUUCUUGUAUUUACUCAAAGACAUUCCACAUGGAGUUAUCAAGUUUUCAGACGAUGUGCCAGACUUGGUCGAAACUUCGAACUCGUUGUCUAUAGGUAAGAUCGAUGAUGAUAAAACGUUCAUAUGCACACUAUCGAGAAGUGCAGACAACAACCACCUUGCUGAAGUUGUCCAGUCAAUUGAGAUCUUGGCCAAAUUCCACAAGUAUGUCAUUGAAGUACCAACUCCAGACAUUGGAGGUUGGCCUGCUGCUGUUGCUUCGAAGUUGGUUGAAGAGACUAAGAAGACGUACAAAGAGUUGUAUGGGCAGGAUAUGAAAGUGAUGGCUAUUCAUGCUGGUCUUGAGAAUUCAAUAGUUUUGAAUCAAUAUCCCAAUAUGAAGUUGGAGUCAAUUUCUAUAGGUCCAACUUGCAAAGACGUCCACACUCCACAAGAGACAAUAGAAAUAGAGUCUGGAAAUAAGCUUUUAGACUUAGUCUUUGCUCUUCUUAGUAAGUUGAACUAA
This is a messenger RNA of Entamoeba invadens IP1, 1521 nucleotides long. Its product is annotated as aminoacyl-histidine dipeptidase, putative. Gene Ontology annotation, cellular component: cytosol. Gene Ontology annotation, molecular function: metallodipeptidase activity. The transcript has a single exon. Bases 1 to 1521 code for a protein of 506 amino acids. Gene Ontology annotation, biological process: proteolysis. Lineage: Eukaryota; Evosea; Mastigamoebida; Endamoebidae. The record is from RefSeq and is a predicted model, not a curated record.